Molecule: messenger RNA, 1160 nt
Organism: Pogona vitticeps (central bearded dragon)
Lineage: Eukaryota; Metazoa; Chordata; Lepidosauria; Squamata; Agamidae
Gene: PTRH1
Product: peptidyl-tRNA hydrolase 1 homolog
Molecular function (GO): peptidyl-tRNA hydrolase activity
Source: RefSeq, a predicted model, not a curated record
ACGAUGACGUCACACAAGGCAGGCACCGGGCUAAGGCGGCCGCAGCGGGGCAGGUUCGCUUUCCAUUUCGAGCCCCGGGACCGGAAAUAGAGCACCGGAGGCCUCUCUAGCCCUGGGAGGGGAGCAGUGAGAGGGAAGGGGGAGAUGAUAAUGCCUCUUGCGGCCCUGGGUAGGUUCUUAAGGAAGAUGAUGAGCCUGCACAAAGACGAGCUUCCCGCCGCCGGAAAGCGAGUCCUGGUAGUUGGACUGGGGAACCACGGCAUGGGCGACACACGCCACAGCGUGGGCAUGGCUGUUCUCAACCACCUGGCCAAUAAGCUGAGCGUGGGCGACCGGUGGACGAAGGACCGGCCGUGUUGUGGAGACGUGGCCUUUGCCCCUCUGGGGGACCUGCAGCUCAUCCUAAUGAAACCCCGCAGGUUCAUGAAUGUCAACGGCCUCUCUGUGGUUGGUGCUGCGGAAACGUACAAGCUGGGUGUGGAAGACAUUUACCUGGUUCACGACGAUCUGGACAAGCCCCUGGGAAAGGUGGCCCUGAAGCUGGGAGGCAGCGCCAGAGGUCACAACGGCGUCCGGUCCUGUAUCCACUGUCUGCGUUCAGAUCACAUUGUCCGGGUCAGGGUUGGUAUCGGCCGGCCGGCGAAGGGAGAAUCCGUGGAGCGGUAUGUUCUCAGCAGGUUCACCAGCACCGAACGAGAGGUCUUACCCCAGAUCUUUGAACAGUCAACCAAGCUGCUGCUUGAACACAUCCAGGAGAGGCACAGAACCGAACCGAACCCCACUGUCUGCGGGGAGCCAACCAACAUACCUCUCAAAUCAGAUGGUGCAUAAUGAUCUUUGGACUUUGUGGGCAUUCAUGAGUCCGGUGAAAGCAAGCAAACAGUAGUUGUGGGGCUUCUUUCAAGGUGGGGGCAGGGAGUCCCUGUUUGAGUCUUAUUAGUAGGUCGAAGAUGAGUUAUUCUGAAGUGGGUUCGAGCAGGAGACGCCUGGGACCAUAGACACUGGCUGCACCAGGACCCUUGAAAUACCAGACUGGGGAUGGAACUUACAAGAAGAUGGGAGAGUCCACACCUCAAUACUCUCACCUACUACCGGACAUUUUGGUGUUUGGAUCUCAAGAAACCAUCACGUUCAUUUAGACAAUAAACAAGUUCCUAGUU